This is a messenger RNA of Cydia splendana, 669 nucleotides long. RefSeq lists its product as uncharacterized. The record is from RefSeq and is a predicted model, not a curated record. The transcript has 2 exons. Lineage: Eukaryota; Metazoa; Arthropoda; Insecta; Lepidoptera; Tortricidae. The coding region runs from base 1 to 669 and encodes 222 amino acids.
AUGGUGGGAUACAACGAGUUGCAGGUGCGCAGAGAGCUGUGUCUGGCGACAUACUUGUUCCGAUUGCUGCGGAGGAAAGCCUACAACAGUGUUGUGUUGAGCUGUGUGAGCCUGUACGUGCCCGACAGGUACGUGUGGCGGCGGCUCCGGCCGCGGCUGCUGGCCGAGCAGCGCGGGCGCACCAACCUGCUCGGGAAGGCGCCGCUGACGCGCGCGAAACUGGAGCAUAAAGUGAACCAAUGGAAGGGUGCGCUAGAGAACGGCGGUCUGAAACUAAAUGUUGCGAAGACCGAGUACAUGGCAUGUGGCGGCACGGACCCCGACCCCAUAAAGGUAGGAGACGAUUGUGUCGUGAAAACGAAUAAAUUCAAAUACCUUGGGUCCGUGCUGCACGAAUCGGGUGAAAUCGAUCACGACGUCCAAGCCCGAAUUAGCGCUGCUUGGGCAAAAUGGCGAGAAGUAACCGGUGUCCUCUGCGACCCCAGGAUACCGGUGAAGCUAAAGGGCCUUGUGUACAAGAGCAUCAUCCGACCAGUCCUACUAUAUGGUAGCGAGACCUGGCCUGUCCUCGGAAGGCAUGUCCAGCAGCUUCACGUCACGGAGAUGAAGAUGUCCCUGGCGCCAGGCCGGGAAAACGCUAGGUCGAAGAAGAAGAAGAAGACUAUGUAA